Messenger RNA from Rosa chinensis, 1596 nucleotides. RefSeq names its product probable WRKY transcription factor 48. NCBI's taxonomy places the organism in Eukaryota, Viridiplantae, Streptophyta, Magnoliopsida, Rosales, Rosaceae. Gene Ontology annotation, molecular function: DNA-binding transcription factor activity; sequence-specific DNA binding. The transcript has 3 exons. The record is from RefSeq and is a predicted model, not a curated record. The coding region runs from base 133 to 1299 and encodes 388 amino acids. Gene Ontology annotation, biological process: regulation of DNA-templated transcription.
UAUCAAACACUUUCACACACUCUCUCCUUCUCCCUCUCUCUUUAUCUCUCCCUCUUUUCUCUUUCUUUCUCUCUAUUCUUGGAGAACAAGUUCAAAUGGGAGAGAAUAUGUGCUGUUGAUUUUAAAAUUCUCAUGGAUGGUAGACAGGAGCUGAGAAACAACACCACCACCACCAAUCGUACUACUCUUCCUCCUUCCUCCUCCUCCUCUGCACCGAUGGCCAACUCAGCACUUUUCUCCGAUCACGAGAUUCCGAUGAUACCCAACAGCACCUUCUCUUCACUCUCAAGCAUCUUCGACUCAGAACCCGAACGGGGUUAUCUGGGUUUCAUGGAGUUGCUCGGCAACACGGACUUCGCUCCUGUGGUUGAUUUCGGGACCCAAACGACGCCGUCUGACUCGUUGGUGACGAUGAUGAUGCCACCUCAGCAGCAGCAGCAGCAAACACAAGCGCUUCCGUCGCCGGUGUCGUCUACAGUGCCAGAGAGUGGGACUAACUCCGAGGCCUUGAACUCGGGCGCCAAUACUGCUCCCACGACACCCAACUCGUCUUCGAUCUCGUCCUCGUCUAAUGAAGCUCAUGCGGCGAAUAAUAAUAAUGAGGAGCAAACCACGACAAAAGCAGGAGAUGAGGAAGAAGAUGCUGACCAGGAUCCGGACAAGACCCAGAAACAAUUGAAACCCAAAAAGAAGAACCAGAAAAGGCAGAGGGAGCCGAGAUUUGCGUUCAUGACCAAGAGCGAGGUCGAUAACCUAGACGACGGGUACAGAUGGCGCAAGUACGGCCAAAAAGCUGUCAAGAACAGCCCUUAUCCAAGGAGCUACUAUCGUUGCACCACAGCAGGUUGCGGUGUGAAGAAGAGGGUGGAGAGGUCCUCCGACGACCCUUCGAUUGUGGUGACGACUUACGAAGGCCAGCACACGCACCCGAGCCCGAUCACGCCGCGCGGCAGCAUGGGGAUGGCGCCGCUGCCGUCGGAGCUGUCCGGUCAUUUGUUCACCGGAGCGGGCUCAGGCUAUGGUGUUCCUCAUCACUAUCAACAUCAGCAGCAACAGCAACAGCAUUUGCACUCUUAUAUAUAUAACUCUUCGCCUUCUUUGAACAUUACUACUACCACCUCCUCAGCGCCAUCCUAUGGUUUCAACCCGGCGUCGUGUCAUGGUUUGUUUCAACAGAGAUAUAAUAACACUGGAGGAGGUCAUUCCUCUAAUUUGGCCGCUUCUAAUUUGCUUAGAGACCACGGACUUCUUCAGGAUAUGCUGCCAUCGCAGAUUCGAAAAGAGACUAAGGAAGGGUAGACGGAAGGAAGGAUAUUGAUGAUUGUUUUAAGUGUUGUUAAUUCCUGGUAUGUAAUUCUCUGACUGAUGACUACUUCGAUCUGUUUGGGGUUCAUCUUUAGAAAGACUAAGCAUUCGAUCACUGCUUCAUAUCGAUCACCAUUUUCGCUCUGUAAAAUUAAUCUCUAGCAGUACUCACUAGCCUUUUGGGCUACUAGUAGUUUCCGUACUUUAUAUUCAGCUAGCUUUUAAUGUUAUUCUUUGUACUUAGAGAUGAUAUAUAUAUAUCUUCAUGGAGCGAGCUAGUUUAUUAAUUAA